Molecule: messenger RNA, 948 nt
Organism: Penicillium cosmopolitanum
Lineage: Eukaryota; Fungi; Ascomycota; Eurotiomycetes; Eurotiales; Aspergillaceae
Exons: 3
Coding region: 1-948 (315 amino acids)
Molecular function (GO): hydrolase activity
Source: RefSeq, a predicted model, not a curated record
AUGUCACCAUCAUUAUUCCCUGAUGGCGGAUGGGACGUCCACCACCACAUCUUCGAACCCUCAAGAUUCCCCUACGACCCAAACCGCCAUCUAACCCCACCACCCGCAACAACAAAACAAUACACCGACUUCAAACUCAAAACGGGCCUCACAAACUCCGUCCUAACCCAUGGCCUAUCCUACGGCGCCGACAGUGCCUGCCUUCACACAUUCACGCAAGACCUCGACCCCUCAACAACACGCAGCAUAGCCGUAAUCGAUCCCGAAACAAUAACACCGAGCGAACUCGCCGAUUUACAUAAAAACGGCGUCCGCGGUAUCAGAGUUAACAUGUACCGCUACAAUGCAAUGCAUGACGUUGAGCUUCAGAAGCUCGCGUUGACUGCUCAUGCUCGUGCGCUGGGUGGUCAUUGUACCGGGUGGAGUAUGGCUUUUACGCAUACGCACCCGGAAUUUUGGGGUCUGUUGAGACCAGUUAUUGAGGAUGAGGUUGUGGGACGAGGGAUUCGAUUGGUGACGGAUCAUUUUGCUUUGCUUAAGGGGUGGAGCAUGUUAUCUGGUUUCUCUGGAGUGGGGGUUCCGGGAGAUGGUGAUGGUGAUGCUACCAAGCAGCCUGGUUUUGAUGAUAUUCUUGACCUAGUUCGUUCGGGACAUCUUUUUGUUAAGAUUAGUGCACCGUACCGGGUUAGUAUGCAGGCGCCGUAUUUUGAAGAUCUCAAGCCGCUUGUUAGGGCUUUGUUUGAUGCUAAUCCCCAGCAGAUUUUGUGGGGGAGUGAUUGGCCGCAUACGCCCUUGAUGAAGGUGCGCACGAGAGAGGAGGCUUUGAAGGAGACUCCAUAUCUGGAAGUUGAUGAUAUGGCUUGGUUGAGGGGUUUGCGCUCCUGGUUGUCUGAUCAGGAGUGGAAGACUUUGAUGGUGGAGAAUCCGCAGAGAUUGUAUGAUUGGUAG